AUGAAGGGGAAGAGGAAGGGAGAGCACGAGGGCGAGCAAUGGAAAGGGAAGAAGCAGAAGCAUGCGCGCGUGGAGGAGGAGGAGGAGGAGGAGAUCAGAUCCUACAGGUUCACAUGCAGACGCUGCGAGGACGACAGGCUCUUCUGCUACCCCGAGGUCAUGGCCUGCACCUUGUCAGGCUGCAUUCCUUGCGCGUACAAGCUCGUCGUGCAGCCUUUCAUCAAGCACGAGCAGGGCAGCCGGUUCAGGCCGAACCGUCGGCCCGAAGAAUGCAUCCGCAUGCGAGCAGCAGCAAGCUCGCCUCCUGCUGCCAGCGACCUAGCUGCUCUCCUCCCCAAGUCCUCCAUCCUCACAGUAGGCGACGGUGACCUGACCUUCUCCAUGAGCAUGGCGCGUCGCCUUCGAGCCAGCGAGCAUGCUGGCUGCUUCGUGGCUACGACACACUUGUCGCGGAGAAGCUUGGAGGAAGCGUACGGCAAGGAAGAGAUUGGAAAGACGAUCCGAGAGCUUGAGGCCAGCGGGGCUGUCGUGCUGCAUGAGGUGGAUGCUACCGACCUCUCCUCCUCCAUCUCCCGCAGCUGCCGCAAGAGCCGGCAACAAGACAGCAACAUGAUCAGUGACUUGCGUUUCGAUCUUGUUGUGUGGAACUUUCCCUGUGUGGAUGGGGGAAAGGAAGGGAAAGACGCACAGCUGGAGGAGAUCGAACAGAACAAGGAUCUGAUGAGCAAAUUCUUCAUGUCCGUCAUCAAGAUCACCCGGCAAGGGGGUCAGGUCCACGUAUCCCACAAGACCAAGCCUCCCUUCUGCCACUGGAACCUCCCGGAACUCGCCGAGUCAGCAGGGCACAAGACGGAGCAGGAGGAGCUUCGACUUGGAUUCGUGCGGCGGGUUGUGUUCGACCGGUCCAUGUUCCCCUCGUACCAUAACAGGAAAGUCGCGACAGGACGCGGGAGGUUUCCGACAUGGGAUGCCGUCACUUAUGUCUGGAGAUGCACGUCGAGGAGCGAGAAGGAGGAGGAGAUGGGAGGGAGAGGAGCGCAGGAGCGGGUGGCGCUGAUGCAUCUGCUGCGAAGGGAGGGCAUGAUCGACAGGCUGAGCGAGGAGGCGAGGAGACAGCGGAGCAGCAGCAGCAGCAGAGGCAGCGGAGAGGAGAGGGGGUGCGUGCUCGACAAGGCGGGAGUGCACGAGCUGGAGGAGGAGGUGGUGGUGUGCGACGGGAUGAUCCGGCUGAGCGACAAGAUCUUGGACUCGAUCUGCAAGCUGCUGCUUCUUGGAUGA
Guillardia theta CCMP2712 is the source of this 1278-nucleotide messenger RNA. RefSeq lists its product as hypothetical. NCBI's taxonomy places the organism in Eukaryota, Cryptophyceae, Pyrenomonadales, Geminigeraceae. Gene Ontology annotation, biological process: rRNA base methylation. Gene Ontology annotation, cellular component: cytoplasm. Gene Ontology annotation, molecular function: rRNA (uridine-N3-)-methyltransferase activity. The record is from RefSeq and is a predicted model, not a curated record. The transcript is spliced from 8 exons. Bases 1 to 1278 code for a protein of 425 amino acids.